CCAAGCCUGAGCCACACUAUUACUUAUAAUUCGCUAUCCGGGUUCUGUUUCUUCAAUGGAGAUUCUUCAUUCUCCUCUUCACUUCUUCAUCUUCAUCACCUUGCUUUCAACAGCAGCAGAGCUCAGCAGAUCAGCUGACACGAUAACUCUGUCUCAGCCGGUCAGAGAUAACGAAACUCUAGUUUCAGCGGGAGCAAAGUUUGAGCUUGGAUUCUUCGGCGCUGGAAAUUCAUCUAAUCGGUAUGUGGGCAUAUGGUUCUACAACUUCCCGGCGAAGACCAUUGUCUGGGUGGCAAAUAGGGACGAUCCAAUCAACGGCUCAUCAGGAGUUCUGCAGAUUGGGACAGGAGGGAAUCUAAUCAUCGUUGAUGGAACAGGAAGAGCCGUUUGGGGGUCCAUACACACAGCAAAUCUGACCUCCAAUAACGUGGCUGCGCGGCUUCUGGACUCUGGGAAUCUAGUCCUGAUAGAUGAAAACAACCAUGGUUCGGGGAAUUUCUUGUGGCAGAGUUUCGAUCAUCCUUUUGACACAUUACUAGCAGGGAUGAAGCUAGGAUGGGACCUGAGGAUCGGUUUGAAUCGGUACCUCACUUCCUGGAGGGAUUUGGACGAUCCUUCCACAGGAGACAUCACAUACGCAGUUGAACUGCAGGGACUGCCCCAGAAGUUCCUCCGCAGGAAUGCUUCAAUAAUUGAACGAAGUGGGCCUUGGGAUGGUAAUCAGUUCAGUGGAGUGCCGAUGAACCCGAAUGCAAUCAUCAAUCCCAAGUUCGUGAUGACUGCUCAAGAAGUGUACUAUACUUAUCAACUCAACAAUGAUUCCACCAUCACAAGGGCAGUGCUCAGCCCCUCUGGCACGCUUCAUCGCUGUGUCUGGAACAAUAACAUGCAGUGGACAGUCAUAUAUGAGCUGCCAAAUGAUUCCUGCGACGAGUAUUCAAAAUGUGGGCCUAACGCUGUGUGCACGAUUGGUGAUGCCCGGAUGUGCAGCUGCCUGACCGGGUAUACCCCGAAAUCCCCCCAGGAAUGGGCGAUGCUUGUUUGGUCCAGCGGGUGCGUUAAGAAGAAGCCCUUGAAUUGUCCUAAAGGAGAAGGGUUUGAGAAGCUGGAGGGUGUGAAGGUUCCUGAUAUGUUGGGUUACUGGGUGAACAAAAGCAUGAGCCUUGACGAAUGCAGGGCCAAGUGCCUGAAAAAUUGCACUUGCACCGCAUAUGCCCAGGCGGACAUUGCCGGGAAGGGUAGUGGAUGUCUGCUUUGGUAUGGAGAUCUUAUCGACAUCAGAAAGCUCAUCCAAUCAAGCAGCAAUCAGAAUGUUUUCAUCAGGGUCAUGGCGUCUGACCUAGGCAAUCAUAAGUGGAAAUCGUGGUUGGUGGUGGCAGCAGUCGCCGCAUUACUCUCUCUAGCAAUUCUUUUGCUACUCUGUUUCUGGAGGAGGAGAACCGAAAAACGUCUAGGGAAAAUAUCAGAGGUGCAAGCUAGGAGUGAAGACAACUUGGAGCUGCCUAUACUAGACUUGGAAGACAUCACUAGAGCGACUAAUAGCUUUUCGUCUCUCAAUAAAAUCGGAGAGGGCGGUUUUGGUCCUGUCUAUAAGGGUCUAACGUCCGAUGGAGUUCAAAUAGCUGUCAAGAGGCUGUCGCAGAACUCGAGACAGGGUUGUGACGAGUUCAAGAAUGAAGUCUUGUUGAUUGCAAGACUUCAACACCGAAAUCUUGUCAAGCUAUUGGGAUGCUGUAUUGACGGAGAGGAAAGGAUGCUAGUAUAUGAAUAUAUGCCAAAUGGAAGCCUUGACUCGUUAAUAUUUGGUAAUAGAGGAGGUAAUUCUCUCGUGUGGAGAUGGAGGUUUGAUAUCAUUGUGGGUGUUGCAAGGGGACUUCUGUAUUUACAUCGCGACUCAAGAUUGAGAAUAAUUCAUCGGGAUCUAAAAGCUAGUAAUGUGUUGCUGGAUAGUGAGAUGAACCCAAAGAUAUCAGAUUUUGGCAUGGCCAGGGCUUUCAGAAGAGAUCAACUCCUAGAAAAGACGAAACGUGUAGCUGGGACUUAUGGAUACAUGUCUCCAGAAUAUGCAAUAGAUGGAAUUUUCUCAACUAAAUCGGAUGUUUUUAGCUUUGGAGUUCUAGUCCUAGAAAUAAUUAGCGGCAGGAGGAACAGGGAAUUUCAUCAUCAUGAUCACAAUUUUAACCUUCUUGGACAUGCCUGGAAAUUAUGGCUUCAAGGGAAGGCCAUCGAACUCAUAGACAGACAAAUGGAGGAUUCAUUUCCAUUAUCGGAAGUUAUCAGGUGCAUCCAGAUAGGCCUCUUGUGCGUUCAACAAAGUCCGGACCAAAGGCCGACCAUGUCAUCUGUGCUUCUGAUGUUGGACAGCGAGAGCGCCUCAUUGCCACAGCCCAAGCAACCGGGAUUUUACACGGAAAGGUUUAAUGAUCAAAUAGAGGUCGAAACAAGCGAGUUUACUAUUACCAUAGUCGAGGGUCGGUGAAGAUCCACGAGAUUUUAUGCACACAAAGUUAACAUGUAGUCGAGGUAUGAGCUGUUCCAUUGUAGAUUGAGAGUCUAGUUCACGGUAUAUCUGCAUGAAAAUAUGAAAAGAAUUUCCGCCUUCUUUGGCAAAGUACGCGCUCUUGAGAAUGCGCCUGGUGUACACUUCUCUUU
Molecule: messenger RNA, 2652 nt
Organism: Eucalyptus grandis
Lineage: Eukaryota; Viridiplantae; Streptophyta; Magnoliopsida; Myrtales; Myrtaceae
Product: G-type lectin S-receptor-like serine/threonine-protein kinase At4g27290
Exons: 7
Coding region: 56-2479 (807 amino acids)
Biological process (GO): protein phosphorylation; recognition of pollen
Molecular function (GO): ATP binding; protein serine/threonine kinase activity
Source: RefSeq, a predicted model, not a curated record